This is a messenger RNA of Ruditapes philippinarum (Manila clam), 1227 nucleotides long. Its product is annotated as acetyl-coenzyme A synthetase-like. The record is from RefSeq and is a predicted model, not a curated record. Lineage: Eukaryota; Metazoa; Mollusca; Bivalvia; Venerida; Veneridae. Bases 55 to 1227 code for a protein of 390 amino acids. The transcript is spliced from 3 exons.
AAUAGAAGAUUAUUUUCUAAUACAUUCUAUUCAGUAAGGCAUUGCAAGUUGAGAAUGGCUCGCAUUUACGAAACAAGUUAUGUAAGGGUUGAAGAUAACGACAAAGAAGUACGUUUUAAAAACAUAAUUGAAUGCAUUAAAGAAUAUUCUUCUACGAAAUCGGACAUAGACGCUUUCAUUUUCGUCUCAACAGAUGGAGACAGACAAAGUGUAACAUGGAAAGCUCUGUACGAGAGAUCGUGUGCAGCGGCAAGAGCAAUUAUACGGCUCGGUGUAAAAAGAAAGGAAAUAGUUGCAGUAAACCUUCGUUCGUGUCCUGAAUGGCUAUAUGCCACAUUCGGAUCCAUGAUUGCAGGUGCCAUCCCGAUGAGUAUCUCAUUUAAAUACUCAGAUGGAAGCGACCUAGUAGCGACCAUGGAAAAACUACAAUGCUGCUCACUGUUGAUAAUGGACCCCGGAUUUGACAACGUUAAUUGGAACAUUUUGCAAAAGCUCCUCGAAUACCACGAUGUCACAGGCGCAGUGAAAUCGACCAAAUUACCUUACCUUCGGUAUCUUCUCGGUGUUGGCUUUGAAAAUGCGUCUGGCAACGUUAGAGACUUCAGAGGUUCGUUUCUAGAUGAUUCAUCGGUUGAUGUAAAUUUUGCCAAUAUAGAAUCAGAUGAUGUUGCGACAUUCCUACAAACGUCCGGGAGUACGGGAAUACCAAAGCUUGUUGUACAUACACACGGGACUCUGUUAUCCGCAAGUGGCACGAAUCUUAUAGCCUUUGAUUCAAACCAUAUAAUUUUCAAUGAUAGACCGUUUACAUGGAUCGGAGGAUAUCCGUUCUCAGUUAUGACCGGUCAAACACGAGUAACAGUAUCAGGAUUUUGUGAGGCACCGAAAGAUAGAGUAGCUUUUAUGAAGGAUGUUAUACUAAAAGAGGGAUGCACUUUAACAUUAGGUCUACCACCACUAAUGGCCGAGCUUAAAAGAACUCAGGAUGAUCUGCCUUCCAAUUGGCCACUAAAGGGAAUAUUGACUGGAGGUCAGCCAAUGACAAAUUGUCUAGCAAGCUGCAUUGGAUUUAUAAGACAUUUGCCAGGUGUUGAAACAGCUGUCAUCGUUCCUUUACCAGACGAUAUUUACUACCAGGUCGUGUGCGCAUGCGUAGUGAGGAAACCCGGAAGUGAUCUUACUGAAGAGAUGUUGCGAAAGUUUGGAGAAGAGGACGUCAAACCAUAG